GUGGUCCAGAGGAGUCUAUGGCUGGCUGACCCUGAGAGGCUCCGUGUUAGAUAAGCAGAGAAAAAAAGAGAUCGAGUGAGAAAGAUAUUUUAAAUAUAUUAUUCUCUCUUCGUUUAACUCUCAUUCAUUCCAAACUAUGACUUGUGCUUUCCGCGCGAUUCACAUGUAAAACCAAUUUCAAUUUCUUCCAAGAUACAUAUUCUUUUUCCACUUUUUGUCUCAAAUGAGAAAAUCAAUGGAAUGAAAAUGAGUAUUCAAUCUAUCUAGCUUUACUUUGAAUAUGCAUAGAUAUUAUUAUUAUUAUCUUUUCCCAGCACAAGCACUGGUAGCAGCUAGCUAAAGCACUUUUGGUUUUAUAUUUUGUUUUGGCAGUACCUUCAUCAAUCCACUUUUGGUUUUGGAAUUUGCCUUAGGUAGCUAGUUUAGGACACACAAUUUUUCUUUGGUUCCAAAAUGAUGUCCGAAGAAGCCUUUUCUGUUGCUCCCAACACCAUCAGAGGCUCCUUGGUUCAUGUUCAAGAAGACCCCAACUCAAACUCAAACUCAAACCCUAAUCCAAACCCUAAUUCAAAUCUAGCUAGGAAAAAGAGAAAUCUACCCGGAACACCAGAUCCAGAUGCAGAAGUGGUAGCUCUGUCACCUAAGUCUCUUAUGGCUACCAACCGUUUCAUAUGUGAAAUUUGCAACAAGGGUUUUCAGAGAGACCAGAACUUGCAGCUGCAUAGACGUGGACACAACUUGCCGUGGAAGCUGAGGCAGAGAACAAACAAAGAUCAAGUGAAGAAGAAGGUGUACGUGUGCCCAGAGAAGAGUUGUGUGCACCAUGAUCCCUCUAGAGCCCUGGGAGACUUGACAGGGAUAAAGAAACACUAUAGCCGAAAGCAUGGAGAGAAGAAGUGGAAGUGUGACAAGUGCUCCAAGAAAUACGCAGUUCAAUCGGAUUGGAAGGCCCAUAGCAAGAUUUGUGGGACUAGAGAGUACAAAUGUGACUGUGGCACACUUUUCUCCAGGAAGGACAGCUUUAUAACGCAUAGAGCCUUUUGUGACGCUUUGGCUGAAGAAAGUGCGAGGAUAACUACAGUUCCAGCAGCUUUAAGUAACUUCAGAAGCGAUCAUCAUUUGACUAAUGCUCAAGCUUCGAGGGUCCCUCAGAUUUUUCCCGGGUUUCAUUCAGAAUAUGGUGGUUCAGGGUCAGAACCAUUGGGCAAUUAUGUUGACUCGGAUCAAGGACAACAAAAGCUAAGCCUACCACUAUGGCUAGACCAAGCCAAUUCUCAGCUUCACCCAUUUAAUUUUCCAAGCAAAUCAAGUGCUUUCACUUCAGGAGCAAACUCUGCUAGCACUGUGCCUGAUCUAGUGCAAACAAUGGACAUGUUUGGGUCACAGUGGGUGAAUUACCGUUACCCAGAAACAUCAUUCACAAAUGCCAACCUAUGUGUGCUACCCCCACAUGGACUGAAGCAAGAACAAGAAGAAAACAAAGGAGACUUGUCGCAUAGCACAAGCUCUUUGUACUUGAGUAAUCACAACCCAACUCACAUGUCAGCCACCGCACUGUUACAGAAAGCGGUUCAAAUGGGAUCUCCAAGGAUCAACGACCACAUGUUUGGCCUUGUGGGAAGCAACAGGAAUAACAACGACAACAUUAGCCACAUUGUUGAGCUUCGGAAACUGAACGAGUUCGUUAAUGGGGAAGGCAAUACCAACACCAACACCAACCUUGGUGGUGGGUAUUUAUUAAAUGACUCAAACAACUCGUUUGUAGUACUGACGAACACAAAGGUUUUGAAUCACCCGGUGAUGCCGGUGGAUGAAGAAACAACACCAUCAAUUGUGGGCAAGCAAUUACGUUCAAUAAGCUCAAAUAACAAAAACAUUCAGCUUGGUUUAACUAGAGACUUCUUGGGUGUUGGAGAUGAUGAAUCAAUAAGAAGACCCUUCUUGCAACAAGAUCUGGUUGAAUUUAAUGCAAUGGGGUCAGGCUCAGCCAUGAACCUGCAGAGCCAGUACGGUGGACACUACUGCUAGUGCUAGAGUUGCAAUUUAAUGACAUGUACGUAGCCUUAAAGAAACUAGCGAAAUUGUGUCAUAGUGAUAUAUAUAUAGCUACCCACUCUUAUUAGCAGGAGCAUGUAAACUGAACAAUAUUGAGAAUGGGGAUAGUGAGACAUGUACCGAGUUAGACCAAGAAAGCAAGUUAACGAGUCGACUCGGUCAUGCACAGUGACAUUAACUUGAGUGUGAGAUUUCACGUGUUAUAUAUUGGAUAUCAUAGAGAGGUCUCGUGAAGAAGGUGGGGGCCAUUGCAUGUUAGAAGGGACAAAGGAAUAGAUAUGUAGAAUAUGAGAUGAGUCCAAAAACCAAAGGGUGAUUUGAUUCUCCGUUAUGGAAGGUCCCUACCCUCUCUCUAUAUGGCCAUGCAUGACGAUCGUGGAAGCUAUAUAGUUGCACUGUUGUAGUUAAUUUUCUUUUUUUCUUUUCUCUAACGUUGAUGCAACAUUACAGUUACAGUGUCGUACCAUAACCUGGUGUGUGACCUUUUCACUUUCUUUUCAGUGUGUUCUUUUAAACUGUGCAGACCGUGAAAUGCUGCUUUCCAUGGUGAAAUAAUAAUAGAAGACUAUGUCCAGAGGUCUUUUCCAUCCAUU
This is a messenger RNA of Abrus precatorius (Indian licorice), 2648 nucleotides long. Its product is annotated as zinc finger protein BALDIBIS-like. Bases 454 to 2028 code for a protein of 524 amino acids. Gene Ontology annotation, molecular function: DNA-binding transcription factor activity. The record is from RefSeq and is a predicted model, not a curated record. Lineage: Eukaryota; Viridiplantae; Streptophyta; Magnoliopsida; Fabales; Fabaceae. Gene Ontology annotation, cellular component: nucleus. The transcript has 3 exons.